AUGAGAUGGUGGCUAUUCCCAGUGCUGCUUCUACUGAUGGUUGCGGCCAUGAAGCUUGAACCCGAAUCGGAGGAAUCGAUUUGCGAGGUUUCCAAGAACAUCGUGCAAGGUGCCAUGAACUAUUACUUGGGUAAUGAGUAUGGUGGAACUGUGGGUAUGUUUUCUGCUCCUUACUACUGGUGGCAGGCCGGUGAGGUUUUUGGCGGCUGGAUCGACUACUUCCACUUCUGCAAGCCAGACAACAAGACGUUUGAGAAGAUCUUGUACGAUGCUAUGUUGCAUCAGGCUGGCUCCAAGUUUGACUAUAUGCCUAGUAACCAGAGUAUGACUGAAGGUAAUGAUGACCAGGGUGUGUGGGGAUUGACGCUUCUUCAGGCUGUGGAGCGUAACUUUACCGAUAACAAGGAUAACUCGUGGUUGUCAAUGGCCCAGUCUAUCUAUAACCAGAUGCUGUCUCGUUGGGAUACCACCACAUGUCAUGGUGGUUUGAGAUGGCAGAUUUUCACCUGGAACUCGGGUUACAACUAUAAGAACUCUAUUUCCAACGGUUGUUUCUUCCACAUUGCUGCCCGUUUGUACAGAUACACUGACGACGAGCGGUACCUUGAGCAAGCCGAGAAAAUCUGGGACUGGAUGUGGGGUGUUGGUUUCAUGACCGACGAAGAUGGUGAGUUUAUCAUCUACGAUGGUGCUGACGACCAGACUAACUGUACCGACUUGACUAUCCACAAAUGGUCCUAUAUUUAUGGUGUGUUCUUGGGUGGCUGUGCGUACCUUUACAACUCUACUGAGGAUGAGAUCUGGAAAACGAGAGUGGAAGAAAUCUUGGAGGCUUCCGAAUACUUCUACAAGGACGACGUGUUGCAAGAAACUACAUGUGAGCCAUGGAAGAUGUGUAACAAUGACCAGCGUUCUUUCAUUGCGCUCUUGGUGAGAAAUAUGGGUUUGACCGCAUCCUUGAUUCCAAGCUUGCGUGAUAACAUCAGAAACAGAAUGUUGAGAUCUAGUGCAAUCGCUGCAGCACAAUCCUGUUCCGGUGGUGAGGAUGGUAUUACUUGUGGUCAGAACUGGCAUGAAAACGGUUGGGAUGGCUUGUACGGUUUGGGUGAGCAAAUGAAUGCUUUGGAAACCGUCAUGACCAUGAUCACAGUGGACCACGAGCCAUACACCGCCGAUAACGGUGGUUCUUCCAAGUCCGUCCCGGACGCAGGUAAUCACUCCACAACAUCGGUUAACAAUAACCUUUUUGAUGUUGAGACCAAAGACAAGGCCGGUGCUGCUAUCUUGACGGCAGUGGUGUUGGGUUUGACCUUGUCGGGAGGCGUUUGGAUGUUGUUUUAA
Messenger RNA from Candidozyma haemuli, 1341 nucleotides. RefSeq names its product putative mannan endo-1,6-alpha-mannosidase (gene DFG5). Gene Ontology annotation, biological process: budding cell bud growth; fungal-type cell wall biogenesis; carbohydrate catabolic process. NCBI's taxonomy places the organism in Eukaryota, Fungi, Ascomycota, Pichiomycetes, Serinales, Metschnikowiaceae. The record is from RefSeq and is a predicted model, not a curated record. The coding region runs from base 1 to 1341 and encodes 446 amino acids. The transcript has a single exon. Gene Ontology annotation, molecular function: mannan endo-1,6-alpha-mannosidase activity.